CAUUAAUCACCCUUAGCUUUUGGAACAUAUGUCGAAUUGUCAAUAAAAUCGAAAUUAUUAGUAAAUCCAAUUCUAGGACUAUGAAACGCAGAGCUCAAGGAAAAACUUCAUUUGCUUCCACCACUGAAUUCUUUUCACUCACCGAUAAGCUUUCGUUGGGGAAAGGUCGAGCCCUACCAGCUGCAAAGCUAAAGCGUCAGGAACAAAGUACAACGUCCUUUGACUCCGGUACAGGCUACUACUCUUACACUGACGCCACUUCUUUGCGAAAGAGUCCUAUCACCUUCUCACCUAGCCCAGAGUUCUUGCAAACCACCAAGACUAAACUAAAGUUAAUCGCCUUGUAUGAAGAUCACAAAUGCUUAUGGAAUCAGUGUAACAAAGAUUUCUUCAAUUUUGAGCUCAAGGACCGAAUCUGGGACGCGAUCGCCAAUGAAAUGAAAGUGGACUCCCCAUCUGGGUUUUGGAAACAUACGAUCCACAAGCUUCGCUAUAAAGUUGAUCUUGGGCGCAUCCAAGAGCAGGGCGCGAGGUUUUCUGGUGAAUCGCCGCAGCCAAGACUUUUUUAUUCAGAUAAACUCUUAUUUUUAAAUCACAUGUUUGACCGAGAACAGGGAAAACCCCUUCGAAAGAUUCCGAUGAACCUCAAGCAUUCGGGACCUACUCUUGAAACAAGUCCAUCUAGAAACCUGCGAAAUAUUCAAGAAAAUCCAAGCAAAGCUACACCUAUUAGAGAAAAGAUGGCGUCGCUUGAGAAGCUAAGAAAUCACCAAAACAGCAUGUUGGUUCUUUCCCGCGAAGCGUUUCAAAAAAUUCAAAUAUUGACAAGUUAGGGCCCCUAUUUCUUAAGAAAAGCAAAAAAUAGGCCGUAGGUCUCGGCUUGCAGAUACUUAAAAUAAAAAUGCAAUGCAAACACAUUUAAA
Messenger RNA from Drosophila teissieri, 923 nucleotides. RefSeq lists its product as uncharacterized. The transcript has 2 exons. Lineage: Eukaryota; Metazoa; Arthropoda; Insecta; Diptera; Drosophilidae. The record is from RefSeq and is a predicted model, not a curated record. Bases 81 to 833 code for a protein of 250 amino acids.